Nanorana parkeri is the source of this 2478-nucleotide messenger RNA. It is a transcript of the gene WDR91, whose product is annotated as WD repeat domain 91. Gene Ontology annotation, molecular function: protein binding; phosphatidylinositol 3-kinase regulator activity. The record is from RefSeq and is a predicted model, not a curated record. Gene Ontology annotation, cellular component: early endosome membrane; extrinsic component of endosome membrane; late endosome membrane. Lineage: Eukaryota; Metazoa; Chordata; Amphibia; Anura; Dicroglossidae. The coding region runs from base 207 to 2459 and encodes 750 amino acids. The transcript has 16 exons. Gene Ontology annotation, biological process: early endosome to late endosome transport.
UGAAAAGCCUCUAUCUCCUCCGUGCACUGCGCUCUGCGCUGGCUCAUCUCUAAUAGGGGACUUUCACAUCCCCUCGUGACCGGCGCGUCCUCGGUGUGUCAUGUGACCUCAGCCGCCCGCACCGCACACUGACAGCAUCCUGGUGAGCGUGUGCAGAGACUGGGGGGACAACUGCACUGAUCAGAUAAUCCUGUACAGCCCCUGGGAUGACGUCGGCCGUGGAGCGUACGGACGACCUGGUGAGAGAGUACCUCACGUUCCGAGGGUUUACCAGCACCUUGAAACACUUUGAAGCAGACAUAAAGGCGGACAGAGAGAAGGGUUUCCGAGUGGACAGGAUUGUGGAGCAGCUGCUGCAGUUUAUCCAGAGUUAUGACCUGAAUGGGCUUCUGGAUUACUGGGGCUAUCUGGAGCGUCGCCUCUUCAGCAGAUUGGAGGAUGUAUAUCGGCCAACCAUCAACAAGCUGAAGACCAGCCUGUUCCGCUAUUACCUUGUCUGCACAAUACAGAGCAGUCGGACAGACAAAGCACAAGACUUCUUCCAGAAACAAGCGCCAGAGCUGCAGAACCAGGCUGAGUGGAAAGAAUGGUUUGCUCUCCCAUUUCUCCCAGCACCCGAUGCCAAUCCAACCUUCUCUACAUACUUUUCCCGACAGUGGGCAGACACCUUCACCGUAUCGCUGCACAACUUCCUGAGCGUCCUUUUCCAAUGCAUGCCUGCCCCAACUAUUCUCUGUUUUGACGCCGAGUGUCAGAGAAUUCUACACAUCCAGGAGGAGAACGAGUCACUGAGACAAAAGCUCUUUGCUCUUCAGGCAGAAGCUCACAGACUGAGAAAAGAAAGUGAUGACAGCCCUAUGGUGCAUCACAAGCUGCCUCACUAUGUCUCUAGUAUGGACCGGCUGGGAGACUCUGAGCUCAACAUGGUAUCUAGUCAAAGAAAUGCCGGAUCAACGGUCCAGUCGCAAAAGUCCUCGGGAUUCCUCUCCUCCUUGCUCCCGCAGAGUAAAAAAGCCGCACCGUCCAGGCCUCUGCCGGCCUCUGUAUCCUCACCGACACAGAGUUCCACGGCUCUGCCCCUCAAGAAGGAGCCGGUAAACAGUCAGGCCCAGAAAACUAAAGAGGUGCUUAGCUUACCUAAGGAGGUGAAGAGUGUGCAGAAUGUUCUUGGUGUGCCCAGCGUCAGCGAUCCCACUGUAGUGUUACAGAGACAGCGACGGCUGCAGGAGAGGAAAGAGCUCCUCUCUAAGGCACAGUCUCAGCAAAGCACAGAAAAAAAGCCUGAGGUGUUGGAGCCGGAACCUGAGCUGCGAUCCUCUGAAACCCAACAAGACAUGAUGGAUGCAUUAAUGAGGAUUGUUGGGGAAAACCGUGCAAGAGGAGAGAAACCCGAGCAACCCUUCAUAGUGCUGAGCCAGGACGAAUAUGGAGAGCACCAUUCAUCCAUAAUGCAUUGCAGGGUGGAUUGCUCGGGAAGGAGGGUAGCCAGUUUGGAUGUUGAUGGCGUGAUUAAAGUGUGGUCCAUCGAUGGCAUCAUGCAGACCAAGGCAUCUGUCAUCUCCAAGUCCGCUUUGCUGUCUCUGGAGUGGGCAACAAAGAGAGACAGACUGCUGUUACUGGGCAGUGAGGUUGGUACCGUCCGCCUGUAUGACACAGAAGCAAAGAAAAACUUGUGCGAGAUCAGUAUUGUUGAGGAUAUGCCAAGGAUCCUUUCCCUGGCAUGCAAUCCCAACGGGACUUCCUUUGUAUGUUCGGCGGCAGCGGUGUGCUCGCCCACUCACAUAGAACCGUCAGUCUCUGGUUUAGGGGAGAAUGGAAUCAACCAAGUGCCGGGGAGAUUACUGCUGUGGGAUACAAAAACCAUGAAACAACAGCUUCAGUUCUCCCUGGAACCCGCACCCAUCGCUGUGAACUGCACGUCAUUCAAUCACAAUGGCAACUUACUUGUGACCGGGGCUGCAGAUGGAGUCAUCAGAUUGUUUGACAUGCAGCAGCAUCAGUGUGCCAUGAGCUGGAAGGCACACAAAGGGGAAGUUUAUUCUGUUGACUUCAGCUAUGAUGAGAAUGCCGUGUACAGCAUUGGAGAGGACGGGAAGUUCAUCCAGUGGGACAUUCACAAGAGCGGCCAGAAAGUGUCGGAAUACUCUCUGCCCCCUGACGCCACCGGCCCCUUCAUGCUGUCCGGUUACAGCGGCUACAAGCAGGUCCAGUUUCCCCGCGGCAGGCUCUUUGCUUUUGACUCGGAAGGCAAUUACAUGCUUACCUGCUCGAGCCAUGGAGGAGUUAUCUAUAAGCUUAACAGUGACGGUAGUACACUAGAGAACUGCCUGUCUCUGGCUGGGCACCGGGCCCCCGUCGUCACGGUGGACUGGAGCACGGCGGUGGAGUGCGGCACUUGCCUAACAGCCUCAAUGGAUGGGAAAAUCAGAGUGACGACUUUAUUGGGCCAGAAAUCCUAACUCGUCAUCUCGCACCUUC